This is a messenger RNA of Phoenix dactylifera (date palm), 2372 nucleotides long. RefSeq lists its product as uncharacterized. Lineage: Eukaryota; Viridiplantae; Streptophyta; Magnoliopsida; Arecales; Arecaceae. The record is from RefSeq and is a predicted model, not a curated record.
UUUUUCCCUUAAGUAACCGCCUUGACCAUUAAUCCCAGGCUUACAUAAUUCCAGACGAUUUUAUUUUCCUAGUCAGUGGGAUGUCCCUCCCUUGGUGCUCUUGUUUCAACAUUUAAUACUUAGUGCCAAGUCCUAUUGUCAGACUGCAGAUGUUAGUAUUUUUCUGGACUUGAAUUCAGACACUAAUUUCUCUGCCUUUGUUUUUGGCAUGAAGCUUUAAAUUGACAGCAAGCAUGGCACCAUUAUAGUUCUCCAGACCCAAACACAUGCCUUCCCUUCAAAGAAUCAUGGAGAUCGAUCAAGCACAUGACUCAACAAAUCUCGACGAUUACUCUCCUAACACCAAAUCUGUGCUUUUUAGUUUACUUCAGACGAAGCCGGAGAGAAGCAAUGCAGCAGAAGAGAGGACUGCAUGGUUGCGAUCUCAGCUGAUCGGAAGCAGCUUGGAGUUCGACACCCCAUUUGGGAAGCGCCUUCUCACGUAUGCAGAUCACACAGCAUCAGGAAGGUGUUUGCAAUACAUUGAGAAUUAUAUCAUCGAAAAAGUCCUCCCAGUCUAUGGGAACACCCACACAGAUGAUAGCUUUGUAGGGAGCAAGACCACAAGGAUGGUUCAGAGAGCGGCGACGUACAUCAAGCAAUGCAUGGGAGGAGGACCCAAUGAUGCACUCAUAUUUUGCGGCUCAGGCUCCUCUGCGGCCAUCAAGCGACUCCAGGAAGUGAUAGGCAUUGCAGUGCCUCCAAUCAUGAGAGAUAGGGUGCUGCAGAGCCUAAGGGAUGAGGAAAGAUGGGUAGUCUUCGUCGGGCCAUACGAGCAUCACUCCAACCUCCUCUCAUGGCGUCAGAGCCUCGCAGAGGUGGUGGAGAUCGGCAUGGAUGACGAGGGCCUGGUCAACAUGGAGGCCUUGAGUCUUGAACUCAUGUCACCGAAGUAUGCAAACCGGUCCAUGCUCGGCUCUUUCUCGGCUUGCAGUAAUGUCACUGGAAUCCUUACCGACACUCGGGCUUUGGCUCGUCUUCUUCACCAGCACGGUGCAUUUGCGUGCUUUGACUUCGCUGCAAGUGGCCCAUAUGUAGAAAUCGACAUGCGAUCGGGAGAUGUAGAUGGAUACGAUGCAGUCUUUCUCAGUCCUCACAAGUUUCUUGGAGGCCCUGGAACUCCUGGCAUCCUCCUGAUGCAUAAAGCCCUCUAUCAGCUGAGGUCUUCGCCACCUUCAACUUGUGGAGGUGGUACCGUUGCUUACGUUAAUGGCUUCAAUGAGAAGGAUACGCUGUACUAUGACCAUGUCGAGGAGAGGGAGGACAGUGGAACUCCACCCAUCAUCCAAAAGGUUCGAGCUGCAAUGGCCUUUUGGGUGAAAGAGUACAUUGGCCAUGAUCUCAUCGAUCUCCAAGAGCGAGUUUAUGCUGAGACAGCACUCGGAAGGCUCCUCCACAAUACGAACAUCGUAGUACUAGGCAACAAGCAAGUCAAGCGACUCCCUAUCUUCUCCUUCCUUGUGUACCCUCCCAUGAAUUCCUCGAGCAGUGAGGCGUAUGGACUUAGGACUACUAGUCAUGGAGUAAGAAGAGAAGGUUAUAGGUGGCCAGAGGGAGAGAACAAGGAAGGCAAGCCCCUCCAUGGGCGCUUCGUUGCAAGGCUACUUAAUGACCUCUUUGGCAUCCAGGCUCGUGGGGGCUGUGCUUGCGCCGGUCCCUACGGCCACCAUCUCCUUGGAGUGGACAACACACUCUCUCUUCGCAUUCGCUCGGCUAUUCUGAAGGGGUACAGUGGAUUGAAGCCUGGAUGGACUAGAAUUAGCUUCCCAUACUACAUGUCCAAAGAAGAGUUUGCCUUCAUCCUUGCUUCGGUCGAGUUCGUCGCAGCGCACGGUCACCGAUUCCUCCCUCUAUAUCAAUUUGAUUGGGUGACAGGGGAUUGGACUUUUCGUAAGCAUGUGCUCAAGUAUCAUCUAAUGAAAGAAGAACUAGUCCUCGCAUCGCAUGACUUGUUGGUAGAGAAUGGUAUUGGUGCGAAGGAAGAGGAGGCAUGGAACUUAGAGGCAGGAAGAGCAAGUGACGAGAGCUCAAAGACAACGAGUGCAGCUCAAAGAUUUGAGAGUUACUUAGAGAGUGCAAGAAGCAUUGCACUCUCCCUCCCCGAGCAGCCUCAUUCAAGCAGCAUUCCAGAAGACAUAGAUCCCAACCUGAUCCUUUUCAGAAUCUAAUUAAUUAUGAGCUCUUUAGUGCAUAAUAAUGCAGUCUCCUUAAUUUGCAAGCAAAAGAGAAAACUAGAAAUUAUAAAAUGUGAGCUAGUGAUUAACAAUAAUGGGGAAAUGUCCCCUAGAGAAUCAAAGAAAGGAGAGUCUUUCAAAGUAUAGGGUAUUCCUGCA